Molecule: messenger RNA, 530 nt
Organism: Acanthisitta chloris (rifleman)
Lineage: Eukaryota; Metazoa; Chordata; Aves; Passeriformes; Acanthisittidae
Gene: EMC8
Product: ER membrane protein complex subunit 8
Exons: 4
Cellular component (GO): EMC complex
Source: RefSeq, a predicted model, not a curated record
AUUGACUCCUGGUGCAAGGAGAACAGCUACGUGAUAGCUGGAUACUACCAGGCAAACGAACGUGUGAAGGAUGCCAGUCCCAACCAGGUGGCAGAAAAAGUGGCAUCCAGGAUUGCAGAAGGCUUUACUGACACAGCACUCAUCAUGGUUGACAACACCAAGUUCACGAUGGAGUGUGUGGAACCUGCCAUUCAUGUGUACGAGCUACAUGAGAACAAGUGGAGGUGCAAGGACCCACAUGUUGAUUUUUGUGAAGACUGGACUGAAGCCCAGAGAAUUGCUGCAUCUCUCCUGGACAGCAAGUCCUACGAGACCCUUGUGGAUUUUGAUAACCACCUCGAUGAUAUCAGGAACGACUGGACAAACCCAGAGAUCAACAAAGCUGUCCUCCACCUGUGCUAGAAGGGUUUCUCCUGACCUCAUUUCCAGGCCUUCCCACUAUGUACUGAAGAGAAAAAGAUGCUAUUUUUGAAUGUAAAUAGAAUAAUACUCCCUUUGUGUGGCAAGCUGACUGAUUAAAGAGGAGUGGC